Megalops cyprinoides (Indo-Pacific tarpon) is the source of this 3875-nucleotide messenger RNA. RefSeq names its product guanine nucleotide exchange factor VAV2-like. The record is from RefSeq and is a predicted model, not a curated record. The transcript has 30 exons. Gene Ontology annotation, molecular function: protein binding; guanyl-nucleotide exchange factor activity. Gene Ontology annotation, biological process: cell migration; intracellular signal transduction; regulation of GTPase activity. Lineage: Eukaryota; Metazoa; Chordata; Actinopteri; Elopiformes; Megalopidae. Gene Ontology annotation, cellular component: cytoplasm. The coding region runs from base 465 to 3107 and encodes 880 amino acids.
AGGAUGAAGAAAAGAAAGGCAUUUGUGAUCUGUGGAUAUAUAUAGACACAUAAAGAAGAAAAAGAUCAUUGAAAUAAUUCGUAUUUUUAACCACUUCUCUUCUAGGGAGUGUCAUACUGUCUCCAGACUGUUGUCAAUGAUCUGGUCGAAGAAACUUAACCCUUUAUCCACUGAUCAUACCGCGAAGAUCAGAUUUUUGAAUUAGGCUACACAACACUUUUGGGGGUUGUCUUUGACCUCGUAGAGUGCACAGACACAAUAACUUUAAUAGAAGACAGAGCGCUUUUACUAACUACUACAUUGCGUUCUGUCAGGCUAAUAAAACGAUUACGCUUGUCCUGUUGGCUUGCCAGCUGGAAUCGCGGAGGUUUCCCCUGCCGGGGCAGUGACCACGACGGUCCCCCACUGCACGGCCGCUGCCACAUUUUAAGUGUUGGUGGAAGUCUUUUUUUUCCCCGACCGAGAUGGAGGAAUGGAGACAAUGCGGACGGUGGCUGAUAGACUGCAAGGUCUUGCCCCCGAACCACCGGGUCGUGUGGCCGUCGGCUGCAGUGUUUGACCUGGCCCAGGCGCUCAGGGACGGAGUGCUCUUGUGCCAGAUGCUGCACAACCUUUCGCCGGGAUCCGUGGACUUAAAGGAAAUCAACUUCCGACCGCAGAUGUCACAGUUUCUUUGCCUGAAAAACAUCCGGACGUUCCUCAAAGUGUGCCACGACAAGUUCGGACUGCGGAACAGCGAGCUGUUUGAUCCCUUCGACCUCUUCGACGUCCGGGACUUCGGGAAGGUGAUCUCGGCCCUGUCCAGAAUCUCCCACCACAGCAUCGCACAGAUCAAAGGCAUCAGGCCCUUCCCGGCGGAGGACACCGCGCUGAAUGAGGAUGAUGUGUACCGCAGCUUGGAGGAGCUGGCAGACGAGCAUGACGUCGGGGAGGAUGAUAUCUACGACUGCGUGCCCUGCGAGGAUGAUGGAGACGACAUCUACGAGGACAUCAUCAAGGUGGAAGUUCGACAGCCCAUGAUCAGAUAUAUGCAGAAAAUGGGCAUGACGGAGGACGACAAACGCAACUGCUGCCUGCUGGAGAUUCACGAGACGGAGGCCAAGUACUACAAAACGCUGGAGGACAUCGAGAAGAGUUAUAUGAUUCCACUGAAGCAAGUCCUCAGUCCGCAAGACAUGGAGGCCAUUUUUGUUAAUCUUGAGGAUGUGAUCAAAGUCCACUUCUCCCUGCUGAGGGCCAUCGACAUGAGCAUGGUGUCUGGAGGCAGCGGUCUGGGCAAGAUCUUCCUGGAUUUCAAAGAGAGGCUACUGAUCUACGGUCAGUACUGCAGCCACAUGGAAAAUGCCCAGAAGACUCUGGACGAGCUCAUCGCUACGCGAGAGGAUGUCAGGUCGAAGGUGGAGGAAUGCACUAUGAAGGUUCAGGAAGGGAAAUUCAAACUCCAGGAUCUGCUGGUGGUUCCCAUGCAGAGGGUCCUGAAAUACCAUCUCCUGCUGAAGGAGCUGGUGAGCCACUCAGCCGACCGGCCGGAGAGACAGCAGCUGAAAGAGGCACUGGAGGCCAUGCAGGACUUGGCCAUGUAUAUAAAUGAGGUGAAAAGGGACAACGAAACCUUGAAGAAGAUCAGCGAGUUUCAGAGCUCAAUAGAAAACCUACAAGUGAAACUGGAGGAGUAUGGCAGACCAAAGAUAGAUGGGGAGCUGAAGGUCUCCUCCAUACUAAACCGAACCAAACAGGACAGGUACAUAUUCCUGUUCGAUAAGGUGGUGAUCGUCUGCAAGCGCAAAGGCUACAGCUAUGAGCUGAAAGAGAUUGUGGAGCUGCAGUCGUACAAAAUGUCCGACGACCCCAUGAACAACAGGGACAUGAAGAAGUCAAGUGGAAAAAUGUGGUCCUAUGGCUUCUACCUGAUCCACCUGCAGGGGAAACAGGGCUUCCAGUUUUUCUGUAAAACCGAGGAGACCAAGAGGAAGUGGAUGGAGCAGUUUGAGAUGGCGAUGUCCAACAUAAAGCCAGAGAGGGCCACUGCCAACCAGCACAACUUUCAGAUGCACACGUUUGAGAAGAACACCAACUGCAGGGCCUGCAAAAUGCUGCUGAGGGGGAUAUUCUACCAGGGGUACUACUGCGCGCGCUGCGGUACAGGGGCCCACAAGGAGUGCCUGGAGGUCAUCACCAUCUGCAGAAUCACUCCGCACGACUCGGAACCAGGACCAACCUCAUCAGGUCCAAAGAUGGUGGCGGUGCGUAAUUACCACGGGACACCGGCGCCCCCAGGGAAACCGCCGCUAUCCUUCCAGACCGGUGAUGUCAUCGAGCUGCUGAAAGGAGACCCCGACACCUCGUGGUGGGAGGGAAAGCUCAUCCAGACCUUGAAGACAGGCUACUUCCCCAGUUCCUGUGUGAAGCCCUGUCUAGAUCCCAAGCCGUUCCAGGCCAUUCCCAGCCGGCAGUCGUCCAGAGAAACAGAUUAUUACGUAUAUCCCUGGUUCGCCGGGAACAUGGAGCGGCAGCAGGCGGACAACCUGCUGAAGUCGCACAGCAGCGGAACGUACCUGAUCCGCGAGCGCACGGCGGAGGCCGAGAGGUUCGCCAUCAGCAUCAAGUUCAACGAUGAGGUGAAACACAUAAAGGUCAUCGAGAAAGACAACUGGAUCCACAUCACGGAGGCGAAGAAGUUUGAGAGCCUGCUGGAGCUGGUGGAAUACUACCAGGCCCACUCUCUCAAGGAGAGCUUCAAGCUGCUGGACACCACACUGCGGUACCCGUACAAAUCUCGAGAGCGCGCCGUCUCUCGCGCCAGCACCCGAUCUCCAGCAGCCUCCUGCGCUUCCUACAACUUCUCUUUCCUCAGUCCUCAGGGCCUCAACUUCUCCUCUCAGACCUCCGCCCCCUUCUGGUCAGUGUUUACGCCGAGGGUGGUCAGCACGGCGGUCGCCAGGUACAACUUUGCCGCCCGCGACAUGAGAGAGCUGUCCCUGAGGGAGGGCGACAUCGUCAAGAUCUACAGCAAGAUUGGGGGCGACCAAGGGUGGUGGAAGGGCGAGGCCAACGGAAGGAUUGGCUGGUUUCCCUCAACAUACGUUGAUGAGGAAGGAGUUCAAUGAUUGGGUGCAAGGGUCUGAUGUCAUCCGUUCACAUCCAAUCAGAAGACACUCCAUUCGCAGCCCUCUGAGAGGACUCCUGGGUUUCCAUGGAAACCGCCUGUGAAAUAUUUUGCUGGAACUUCUCCUCAGCUGAUUUUACAGUGAACAUUUGUACUGAUGUUUUCCUUGGUUGUGUAGAAAUCUGCUUCGUUUUUUUUAAUGUCCAUUCGAUCUCUGCAAAGAAAAACUGGACUCCAAACUGCCUGCUCCUCAAACAAAAAUGGGUGGUUUUAUAACUGAGAACAGUGAACUGCCAACACUUCAGAGAGAAAAAACAGGGCAUGAUAUCAUGAAAGAACGUACAUUGCUUUGUUGUAUAUUAAUACUCUCCUGGUCAGCUGCAGGUCUGUGGGAAGGGGGUAAUAUAAUGUAUGAAUAAUUUAUUUUGAAAAAAAAAAAGAAAUGGACCAAUAUUAAUGAAUAAUGUGGAAAGCAUAUGCUUUUCAACAAAAAGCAGCGAUGAGAGAAAGUGACAGGAUAGAGAACAGUGCGUUUCCUUGCUGAGAGAAUUUGCCUUAGUCGUCAUGGCGAUGCCUUUGCGGGCUUAUGGGGGAGGAGGGGGGAUAGGGUGGGCACAGAUAUCUUCAACUUGCACAAGAAGUUACUCCGUCCACGCACACGGUGCCUUGGAGGUGUGGCCAUCACACCCGGGAGGGGGGGGGGGUCACACCGCCAAACGAACAUGCACCCGGUAGCCCCUUUCGGAAGACAGAGGCACCCCUCAGAGAC